AUGUUGGGCCAGAGUAUCCGGAGGUUCAUGACCCAUGGUCUAUCGCAGCCACUAUGCGGAGGGCCCGGGAAGAAUUUGCCAUUUUCAGUGGAAAACAAGUGGCGGUUACUGGCUAUGAUGACUGGAUACUUUGGAUCUGGAUUUGCAGCUUCCUUCUUUAUAGUAAGGCACCAGCUACUCAGAAAAUAA
Messenger RNA from Mesocricetus auratus (golden hamster), 189 nucleotides. Its product is annotated as cytochrome c oxidase subunit 7C, mitochondrial-like. Gene Ontology annotation, biological process: mitochondrial electron transport, cytochrome c to oxygen. NCBI's taxonomy places the organism in Eukaryota, Metazoa, Chordata, Mammalia, Rodentia, Cricetidae. Bases 1 to 189 code for a protein of 62 amino acids. The record is from RefSeq and is a predicted model, not a curated record. The transcript has a single exon.